UCUCAGUUUUGAGAAAGACUUAUUGUGAACAAACAUCGUACUAUUAAAUACAUAUAUACAUAUAUGUAUUUUUUGUUUGAGUAUAUAUUUUUUUAAAAUAAUUUAAGUACACGAUGAAAACAUACAUUUUUUUUUUAACUUUUUCCGCACUAUUUUUGGUGACAUUAUGUCAAGUCCCAUCGUAUAUUAAAAUUUGUGGACGUAAAGAUCCUCAAUUAAAUCAGUGUAUAAAAAGCAGCGUUGAGUCACUUCGUCAUAAACUUCGUACGGGAAUACCUGAAUUUGCUGUACCGCCAUUAGAAUAUUUGAACAUCGAAGAAGGAUUACCAUUAGCUAAUUCAAAUGAAAUAAAGGCAUCUGCGAAACAAGUCAAACUUUAUGGAUUACCUGAUUUUCAAAUAAAUAGUCUUAAAAUGAAUCUAGAAACUAAAACAAUUGAUUUAGAUGUGUAUUUCAAAAAUGUUCAAUUGGAAGGAGAUUAUGACGUCACUGCUAAAAUAAUUGUCCCAGUAACUGGAAAAGGGCCUAUAAAAAUAGAUGCUGAAAACGUCAGUGCUAAAGUGAUACUGAACUAUCGUUUAGUAAGUACCAAAAAAGGACAACGUAUGCACUUUACAUCAAUGACUUGUAAACUGAAAAUUGGAAGCUAUCAUUCUAAAUUCGUCGCCCGUGAAGGUCCAGAUGCAACAUUUUCGGAGGCUAUUAAUUCCGUUAUAAAUAAUAGCCAACAAGAAAUUUUAGAAGGAAUAAUUCCCAGUCUUGAAAGAUCUAUUUCUAAAAAAGUUCUUGAACUUUCUAAUAAAAUAACUAAAAAUUUCACUUACGAAGAACUAUUUCCUGAUCGAGAAUAAUAAUGAUAAAAUUAUUAUUUUUUAAUUAAAGUGAUAAAAUAAAAUCAUAUAACAUUUUUAAGUAUAACAAUAUAAUUAUUAAAUAUUUUGCUAGUAAUAGAUUAGAGCAAUGUGCUACUUUAAGAAACCAAAAUACUUAAAUUUUGAAAAUUAAAAAAAAAAUCCAUUGUAUUUAAAUAUAAAUUUAUACUUAAAAAAUAUUAAUAAAAAUUAAUUUUACUAGAAAUUAUUUAAAAAUAUUUUUAUUUUAUUUUGUUUUCUCUCACUAGUAUAUGGAGAAAAAAGUAUAGUAAAAAUUACAAUACUAUAGUAAAAUUUACUAACAGAUAUGAAAAAGUAAAUUCUGUAUUUUAAUUAUUACUAAACGAUAAAAUUAAAAGUUGGUGGGAUAGCAUAUGCAAAUAUGUAUUACAAGUUCUAGAACUUUUGUCUAAAGGAGACAUCGGGCCGUUAGACAUAGGAAAGGACUCGCCCGCGGGAGAUCAGGGUUCGAAUCUCGGUUGAAACAAGCUAUUUUUUAAAAAAUAAAAAUCGACGCCUACACCAAUACAGAUGACAUAAAUAACAAUAAUAAUAAAAAUGAUAGCAAUAAUAAUAAAAAGUUAAAAGCUAAUAAAAAAUUAAUUUAAUUUUUUUCCAUUGUAAUAUAGUAAAAUUUACUAAACGGGAUUGUAAAAUUUAAUAAAUAUAACUUAAAAUGAAUAUGCAAUAUAGGAGAUUUUCCA
Molecule: messenger RNA, 1576 nt
Organism: Microplitis demolitor
Lineage: Eukaryota; Metazoa; Arthropoda; Insecta; Hymenoptera; Braconidae
Exons: 3
Coding region: 114-851 (245 amino acids)
Source: RefSeq, a predicted model, not a curated record